AUGUAUUGGGCUCACCACCGGGGUCAUCCCUUCUGUCCUCAACACCCAGCCCAGUCUCGCCGACGCCCUCCUCGCCCUGCUACCCAUCCCAAACUGCUCGCCCUGACCAAGCCAUCCGGUCAGUUCAAGCUACUCGCCCGGAAGAACGAACGCUCUCCGCGGGCCAUCUUCAGCACCACCGAGGUCAUCCGUGCUGUCCUCAACACCCAGCCCAGUCUCGCCGACGCCCUCCUCGCCCUGCUACCCAUCCCGAGCUCCCUGCAUCUUCCCCCUCAAUCACAAACAAGAACCGCCCACCCAACCCUCUUUCCCACCUGCCCAACCUCAUUUGCAUAUUCCCCCGGCCUCCUACCUGCAUCUUCCUCCUUGAUCACAAACUAG
Puccinia triticina is the source of this 381-nucleotide messenger RNA. RefSeq lists its product as uncharacterized. NCBI's taxonomy places the organism in Eukaryota, Fungi, Basidiomycota, Pucciniomycetes, Pucciniales, Pucciniaceae. The transcript is spliced from 3 exons. Bases 1 to 381 code for a protein of 126 amino acids. The record is from RefSeq and is a predicted model, not a curated record.